Messenger RNA from Aspergillus puulaauensis, 966 nucleotides. RefSeq names its product alpha/beta hydrolase. The transcript has a single exon. Bases 1 to 966 code for a protein of 321 amino acids. Gene Ontology annotation, molecular function: hydrolase activity. The record is from RefSeq and is a predicted model, not a curated record. Lineage: Eukaryota; Fungi; Ascomycota; Eurotiomycetes; Eurotiales; Aspergillaceae.
AUGCCGCUAAGCUAUGAUGCCGAGUAUAUCAAAAAUGCAGAGCCAGUGCUUGCUGCAAUUACCUCUGCAUUCAAAGCCCCCGUGCACGAUGCUCUCGCCCUCCGAGCAGGCCUCACAGCAAUCCUUGACCCAUUUACAGGCGGCAUGCCAGAUGUCCCCGGAAUAGAAACGACCGUCCACAACGUCAAAUCAGCCGAUGGCCACAUAUUCUCGCUAUACCAUGUCGCACCUAAGCGCGUCGAUGGAGCCCCUCCAGGUCCAGUAAUUCUCCACGCCCACGGAGGCGGUCUCAUCCACGGCGACGGCCGAGAAUGGGCCAAAGUAAUCGCCGUCAGAGCCCAAGAGACAGGGAUUCCCUUUUUCACAGUCGACUACCGCCUAACCCCCGAAAGCAAGUUCCCGGCGGCGAUCGACGACGUCUACGCCGCGCUGACGUGGAUCCACGAGCACGCCGAGGAAUUUGGGGUAGAUCGUACCCGCAUCGCAGUUAUGGGCGAGAGCGCUGGCGGAAACCUUGCCGCUGCUGUUUCUCUGAAGGCGCGUGAUCUUGCUCUUGAUCCUCCACUGGCGAAGCAGAUCCUGGUAUACCCGAUGCUGGAUGAUCGGAAUACCGUUCCGGAUCCGGAGAUUGAGCCUUUUACUACGUGGAGCUACGAGAACAAUAUCACAGCGGCAACGGCGUAUAUUGGGGCGGAUAAGGUCGGGAAGGAUGGUGUUUCGCCUUAUGCGGCGCCUGCACGAGCUACGGACUUCAAGGGAUUGCCCGCGCUGUACAUUGACGUGGGGGCAUUGGAUAUCUUCCGAGAUGAAUGUAUUGCGUAUGCUGGGAAGGCUGCGGCGGCGAAUGUUAAUGUCGAGCUUCAUGUGUAUUCCGGGGUUCCGCAUAUGUUUGAGCCGGGAGGACUUGGUACUGGUGUGGUUGAGCGGGCAGCGGCGAACAGGCUGGCUGCGAUGAAGAGUUUUUAG